Messenger RNA from Theobroma umbraticum, 474 nucleotides. RefSeq names its product mavicyanin-like. Gene Ontology annotation, cellular component: plasma membrane. The record is from RefSeq and is a predicted model, not a curated record. Gene Ontology annotation, molecular function: electron transfer activity. NCBI's taxonomy places the organism in Eukaryota, Viridiplantae, Streptophyta, Magnoliopsida, Malvales, Malvaceae.
AUGGCUAGCCGUGUGAGCUUGGUUGGGUUAUUGAUUGUUGCACUGACAUUGCCAGAGAUUGCAAAUGCAGCAGAAUAUCAGGUUGGAGAUAGCUUUGGCUUGGCUUUUCCACCCUCCACCGACUUCUAUGCUAACUGGGCUAGCAACAAAACUUUUCAGGCUGGAGACUCAGUAGUAUUCAACCGGAACGGGACACAUACCGCGACAAGAGUGUCAAAAGAAGACUACGAUGCCUGCAAUACUACAGGAGGAACAAUUCUAGUAACCAGCGGAGUGGAUGUACGUUUGGAUGUAAACGGUACCUAUUACUUCAUCUGCUCGGUUGGAACGCACUGUCAACAAGGCAUCAAGGUAGCUUUCGUGGUCGGAGAUGGAGAAUUUGAUGAUUUGGACAGAGGCUCUGCUCCUUCUCUAACCGUUGGUGGCACUAUAUCUGCGAUUCUCGCCACCUUAAUGAUCUGUUUCUUUGAGUGA